This is a messenger RNA of Oxyura jamaicensis (ruddy duck), 403 nucleotides long. Its product is annotated as zinc finger protein ubi-d4-like. Gene Ontology annotation, cellular component: nBAF complex. The transcript has 2 exons. The coding region runs from base 34 to 297 and encodes 87 amino acids. Gene Ontology annotation, biological process: nervous system development. The record is from RefSeq and is a predicted model, not a curated record. NCBI's taxonomy places the organism in Eukaryota, Metazoa, Chordata, Aves, Anseriformes, Anatidae.
GCUUUUUUUGGGGGGGGGACAUCAGAGGGACCUAUGGUAUCUUUCCACUUUAAUUUCCCCAUUCCUCCCCUUUUUCCCAUUACUCCCCUUUUUCCCCAAUUCCUCCCCUCUUCCCGAUUUCCCCCCAAAUCGGUCCAGGACCAGCUCCUCUUCUGCGACGACUGCGACCGCGGCUACCACAUGUACUGCCUCACGCCCCCCAUGUCGGAGCCCCCCGAGGGGAGCUGGAGCUGCCACCUGUGUCUGGACCUGCUGAAGGAGAAAGCCUCCAUCUACCAGAACCAGAACAACUCCUGAUGCCCUCACUUUUCCCUUUUUCCCCCCCCCCUUUUUUUUUUCCUUUUUUUUUUCAUUUUUUUCCCCCAAUUUGGGGUUGGUUUAGGCUUUUUUUCUGUUGUUUUUU